AUGGCUUUGAGUGGCUUGACAAUGUCCACCACCACUGCGUCGUUUCCAUGUCUUCAAUCGCUGGGACCUCACAUCAAUCGUGUUCAAGAUGAUCAUGGUGCGACGGACAUCCAAGUGGAAUUCAGCAUUGUCAAAUCACCGGUUUUGUCCUCCAAAGACGAGGACGAGCUGGGGAAAUUCUUGGACAUUGAUUUCAUCUUAUCAAACACCCUCGGUUCCAACGUUGUGAAUAGCGGCGCAGAUGGCAGCGGGGACACGUCUCCGCCCCAGCCGUGCGCCUAUGCCCUGCCCGAGUCCCCGGAGAGCUGCGGCGGCAGCUCAGUGUCGGAGCGCGCCGAUCGGCUUUCCCCGCAGCAACUCCACAACUACCACGGUGGGAUCCGCUUCACAGAAGCGAGCCCCAGUCUCAUGACGGAACUUCUCGCCCCUGACGUCGGCUACCCACGGGAGAGUUCACCGGAGUGCGCGGACAACAUGGCGAGAGAUGACCGAGAGUACAUGGAGCUAGGUGCGAUGAAUCCGGCUACACACUCGGCUCACUACCAUCCAUCAUCGAUUGGAUACAAAAUUAAAACCGAGCCCAGUGGCCAGUCAUGUAUGUUGGCCGGUGGGGACUUUACGGGGCCAACCACUUUCGUGCAACCGCAGAAUCACUCGACAAGUAUUGGGUUCGGUACGCACGGCAUGCAGCAGGGACCCCUGGGGCGCACUGACUGUCGUUUAGUGCAGCUCAACCUCACUAAUCACCUCCAAAACAAUUACUUGAGCAACUCUUACCAUUACACUCAUCACAACAUGCACACGCGCUUCCAGGGGCAGUACAGCAUGAACGCGGAGCUCGCGCUCAUCAACCACCACGAUCACCAGCAGCAUCAGAGGCAGGGGGCUUCCACGCAAGGCGCCAUGCUUACCCCGCCAGCCUCACCGGCUCUGAUGGAUUUCUACGGGCAAGAUGAAACGGGCGUUAUCAAGCAGAAGAGAGGGCGCAGGUCGUGGGCCCGAAAGAGGGCUGCCACGCACAACUGCGAAUUCCCUGGGUGUGGGAAAACGUACACCAAAAGCUCGCACCUCAAAGCCCACAUGAGGACUCAUACAGGUGAGAAACCUUACCACUGCAACUGGGAAGGCUGCGGGUGGAAGUUCGCGAGGUCAGACGAGCUCACACGUCAUUUUCGUAAACACACUGGUCACCGGCCGUUCCAGUGUCACCUCUGCGAAAGGGCUUUCUCUCGCUCGGACCACCUGGCCCUCCACAUGAAAAGACACAUGUAG
This is a messenger RNA of Nerophis lumbriciformis (worm pipefish), 1272 nucleotides long. The record is from RefSeq and is a predicted model, not a curated record. NCBI's taxonomy places the organism in Eukaryota, Metazoa, Chordata, Actinopteri, Syngnathiformes, Syngnathidae.